AUGUCAAGGUAUAACGCCCGUGUAGUGAGGGACAUCAAGGCCCGAAUGGGCGUCAAGGACAACGAAAUACUUCGACGUGCUUACCUCUACGUCGCCCGUAACGAAACCUUGCCAGCGCAAGUCCGGCAUCAAGCCCAAUUGCAACUGAAUUCGUUCGACAAGUACACGCGCCCGACGACCGUGAAGAACAGAUGCAUCAUUUCUGGACGAGGCCGGGGUGUUAUGAGCGACUUUGGACUAUGUCGGUUCCAAUUCCGUCUUAAAGCUCUACGUGGUGAGCUCAACGGUGUCCAAAAGGCUUCCUGGUAA
Messenger RNA from Coprinopsis cinerea okayama7#130, 309 nucleotides. RefSeq names its product mitochondrial 37S ribosomal protein MRP2. The record is from RefSeq and is a predicted model, not a curated record. Gene Ontology annotation, biological process: translation. Gene Ontology annotation, cellular component: mitochondrial small ribosomal subunit; ribosome. Lineage: Eukaryota; Fungi; Basidiomycota; Agaricomycetes; Agaricales; Psathyrellaceae. The transcript is spliced from 2 exons. The coding region runs from base 1 to 309 and encodes 102 amino acids. Gene Ontology annotation, molecular function: structural constituent of ribosome.